This is a messenger RNA of Marmota monax (woodchuck), 2937 nucleotides long. It is a transcript of the gene Trmt13, whose product is annotated as tRNA methyltransferase 13 homolog. The record is from RefSeq and is a predicted model, not a curated record. The coding region runs from base 136 to 1578 and encodes 480 amino acids. Lineage: Eukaryota; Metazoa; Chordata; Mammalia; Rodentia; Sciuridae. Gene Ontology annotation, biological process: tRNA methylation. The transcript has 11 exons.
GGGGUACUGUUUCCGAGGAUUACCUGUGUGGCCGGACCCGAGGACGCCAUGCUUGUUAAGGGAAAACGACCCAAAGGAAACUGACAACUUUUGCUCUGGGCGCCGGAUGCUGGCUACCGAAGCUCACCCAGAAUUAUGGCGGAUUCGGCGCGGACACCGCAUGCUACUGGCUUUCCAGCAGAGGGUAGAUGCAGUUACUAUGUGGAAAAGAAGAAGCGAUUCUGUAGAAUGGUGGUGGCCGCCGGGAAAAGGUUCUGUGGUGAACACGCUGGAGCCGCGGAGGAAGAAAAUGCUCGGAAAAGAAUCCUGUGUCCUUUAGAUCCAAAACACACAGUAUAUGAAGAUCAACUAGCAAAACAUUUGAAAAAAUGUAAUUCAAGGGAGAAGCCAAAACCUGAUUUCUUUAUUCAGGAUAUUAAUGCAGGCUUGAAAGAUGAAACAGAAAUACCUGAACAAUUAGUUCCAAUUUCUUCUCUACCUGAAGACCAGUUGGAAAACUUAAUUAAGAAACUGAGAAAAGCAAGUGAAGGUUUGAAUUCUACACUUAAAGAUCACAUUAUGUCCCAUCCAGCAUUAUAUGAUGCCCUUAAUGACCCUAAAAAUGGUGAUUCCGCAACCAAGCACCUGAAACAGCAGGCUUCUAUUUUAGGUAACAUUGAAAAAUUAAAGUUACUUGGUCCAAGAAGAUGCUUUGUUGAGUUUGGAGCAGGAAAGGGAAAAUUAUCUCAUUGGGUUGAUAUUGCCUUAAAAGAUGCUGAAAAAGUUCACUUCAUCCUGGUAGAAAAAGUGACCACAAGAUUCAAAGUAGAUGGUAAACACAGAAAGAAAAAUUCAGUGUUUGAAAGACUUCAAAUUGAUAUUCAACAUUUGUGCUUGAACAAGAUUCCUGUACUGAGAGAAGGGAAACUACCUGUGGUAGGAAUUGGAAAGCAUCUGUGUGGUGUGGCAACAGAUCUUGCAUUACGAUGUUUGGUUGAAACCUAUGCUGCCAGUUUUGAGGAAAGGAAUGAAGAACCUUUAGCCAAACGCAUAAAGAAUGAUAAAACAGAAAAAGAAAUUAACACUUUGGCCAAGGAAGGAAAUGAAAAAAAUGUCCCAGAGAAGUGGACCCCUGUGGCUGGCAUUGUUAUUGCACUCUGUUGUCACCACAGGUGUGAUUGGAGACAUUAUGUGGGCAAAGAAUAUUUCAGGGCCCUAGGCCUUGGAGCAGUAGAAUUCCACUAUUUCCAGCGAAUGAGUAGUUGGGCGACUUGUGGGAUGCAGAAAACAUCUUUCAAAGCCUCAAAUAUUACCACAAAGAGAAACGAUAAUCAAAACAAUGAUAGCGAAGAGCAUGAUGAAGGAGGAUACAGAGUCACAGAUGACAGCUCUGAGAGUUUGCCUGGGCUUCUUACUGUUGAAGAAAAGAAGAAAAUAGGGCAUCUUUGUAAAUUGCUGAUUGACCAAGGUCGAAUCCAGUAUUUACAGCAGAAGGGAUUCAAUCCUGCUUUACAAUACUAUACAGACCCUUUGGUAUCUUUGGAAAAUGUAUUGUUAACUGCUUUACCAAUUCAUGCUUCGCCAGAAACAACUGCUUAAUAGGAAAGAAAUUUGAACAUCAUCUGUCUUCCACCAAAAAAAUUUUUUAAUUAUAUUUUUAUAUUCACAAAAAUAUAAUUUAAAUAGCAGAUAAUGUGAACUUUAAAACUACUGUGGCCUCAUUAAACUUUGGCAAUAAUUGUUUUUUACUUCAGAGGUCCAAAUAAUUCAUCAAAUUCCCAAAGUAAUCCUCUUCGGCAGGGCAUUUUGAAUUACAUUAUUCAUCAGUAUUUAUAGAAGUUGGUGAAGUAAUCAAACAAUUGACUUCAUCAUCUGAAACACACAUAGUACAUCAACAUAUUAAUUAACAUGUUAAAUUUCUAUUUCUAUUUGCAUUUAUUUGGGAAAUAUAUUUUUCCUUUGAUUAUAUUUAAUAUUUUUUGUGUCUCAAGUUCAAAACAUAAUGACCAAUUGUCAAUCUGUAACAAGGGCCAACCUGAGAAUUUGGCAAUGUGAGGACUUUUUUUCUAUGCAGAUCUGGAGAUGAUAAUCAACUGUACUUUUUCUCAAAUGCAAACAGAUUCAGAGAUGUUCACAGUCAGUAAAUACAAUCACUUUCAGACUACCAGAGCCAUACCUAUAUUUAUAUACUAUUAGAAUUUGUCCAGGACAAACACCAAAACUGAAGAAAUAUUAUUAAGUAAAAAAAAGUUUCACUUCAUUUUUGUGCUGUUGGAUAAUUAUAACUAGAUUAUCUAGUUAUACACGCAUAAACCAAAAAUUAAAUUUGAAAUUUGCAAAUAAUUUAUCAAGUUAACUUGGUAGCUUAUAUCUUUUACCAGGAGUUUUUUUUACAUAUGUAAGUUCAAACAUUAAGUAUGAUCUCUGUUUUUUGGAGAAAAUAAUUUGAACUAAAACAGAAAUCAGAUGAUGAAACCAAAACCUUCUCACACUUAGGCCUUAUUUAACUGAUAAGUGGUUUUUAUGCAGAAGCAAAUAUUAAACCAAACAUAUAGUAGGAAUGUUACUCUCACAUUUUAUCCUUGAUUUGUUUAUGCAUUUAUUUGUAAACAUUUUCUUAAUUGUUGAUCAUAUGCCAAGACAAAGAUCCAGAAUUAUUAAUUUUAGAUAUUAUGAGAUUCUGAAAUAGCUAUAUGUAUCCUGUAGAAUUGUAAAUAAUUGAAAAAUUGUAGCCCAUUUUUCAUUCCAACCUUUCUACUUAUGUCUUGUCAAAUCCCAAUCCUACCACCUCUUACUGUGUGACCUUGGGUAAGCUACUUAAUCUCUUUGUGCCUCAGUUUUCUCCUCUUAAUGGGGAUGGCAGUAAUAAUAAUAAUAAUAAAACCUACCUCACAAGGUUGUUGUGUGCAUCAAGUAAGCCAACACAAAUAAAAUGCUUAGAAUGGUUCCAAGCACAAA